AUGCUAACGAACAUAGUGGCCUACGUCGAAUCCAUGUGUAAGACAAAACACUGCCAGCAGCUUCAACGUCUGGAAAUUGAGGUGGAUGCAUUACUACGAAACCAUACCAAUAAUACGGAGACGUUAGAGCAAACAAUCUGGCUCAAAGUAUUCUACAGUAUGCUUUUGCAAUUCGUAUACGAUAUCCUACAGCUCGUGCUUGCCUACAAAUGCUACAUGUCGCCGGUAUUUUACUACGUAGUGCCAAUGUUGGCAAUCGAACGAGCGCGUUAUGCACAAAUCUCGGUUACGAUUGAGCGUCAAAAUGAACGCGCACGCAGUUUGAUCGCUUUGCUACGGGUGCUGGUGAAAGCUAAUCGUCCGAAACAUAAAUACACUAGUGAUGUGUGGCAACCCUAUGCGGCGUGGGAAUAUGAAAGCCUAAACUUUUUACGUCUGCUGCAAGGACGCCUCUGUGAGUUGUACCAAUGUGUGGGCGAUUGCUAUGGUUGGUCCAUUACGGUUUUGCUAUUUACUACGUUCUUCUCUGUGGUAGCCAACAUUUUUUGGUGCAUUGAAAUCUUAAGCCGUGGUUCUCAUUUGGGACAGUUCAUGUACGACGCGUUGACAAUGUUGAGGUUAAGUACUUUAGCCGUGAUAUUGUUGAUCACUGCUGAGAAAACGAGGCAAUACAAUAUGCAAAUAAGCGGCUUUAUCUUUAAGUUGUCGAAACCGCUCGGCAAUAAAGCUUACAACGAUCUCGUCUCCGAUUUCUCACUACAAUGUCUACAUCAGCCAUUUAUGAUAAAUGUAAAAGGAUUUUUCAGAUUGAAUUUACCGUUACUAGGUGAUAACCGGCAGUUUGCGCAAGAGGCUAUGCCCAUGUUGAACAAGUGCUUGCUGAGCCUAAGUACAGUACCCUGUAUAGAGUGCGGUAAGGAGGCGGAAUUUGUCUCGAGGGAAGUUGAUCGUUUCCUUAAAGCUUACAAGGUUGUACCCUCCCAUUAG
This is a messenger RNA of Bactrocera tryoni, 987 nucleotides long. RefSeq lists its product as uncharacterized. Lineage: Eukaryota; Metazoa; Arthropoda; Insecta; Diptera; Tephritidae. The transcript has 3 exons. Gene Ontology annotation, cellular component: membrane. The record is from RefSeq and is a predicted model, not a curated record. Gene Ontology annotation, biological process: sensory perception of taste. Bases 1 to 987 code for a protein of 328 amino acids.